Messenger RNA from Symbiodinium sp. CCMP2456, 1224 nucleotides. Lineage: Eukaryota; Dinophyceae; Suessiales; Symbiodiniaceae. The record is from the annotation of a GenBank genome assembly.
AUGGGCAAUGAACAGUCGGGGCCACUAGUGCGCAAUGCAGACAAGCGGACCUCGCGGCGGGAGCACCGUGCCAUUUUCGAGGCAGCAGCACAGCGUUUCCGACAGGCGCCUUUCCAAGCACCACCACGCUGCGGUGGAUCUGAAGUAGCCCGCGGCAUCCGCGUUUGCGUCCGGAAGAGGCCGAUCUUCUCACACGAGAUAGAACAAGGUGAGUUUGAUGCCAUCACCUGCCUAGAUCCUGGACGUGUCGUCGUGCAUGACGCACGAAUGCAUCCGGACAUGGUCAAGCUGUACAUGAAUCACCAUGACUUCGAUUAUGAUGAAGCUUUUGACGAGGCCGCGGAUAAUCGAACGGUGUACGAAGGCACCGCCAAGGCCAUCGUUGAGGCGGCAUUGGAGGGCCAGAACGGCACGGUCAUGAUGUACGGGCAGACAGGCAGUGGAAAGACAUACACCAUGCGUUCAAUUUACCAGCAGGCUGCAGAGGAUAUCUUCGCAGGGGCAGCCGGGCGUACCGUCACCGUCAGCUUCAUCGAACUCUUUGGCGACAGCUGCUUCGACAUGCUGCAUCAGGGUGCGGGCUGCCAGCUGACAACAGCACAAGACGGUUCUGUGUAUCCGCAUCCUUGCGUCGAAGUGGAGGUGGUGACCUCGGCAGAACUCCUUGCACUGAUCGAACUCGCAGGUAAGCUCCGGGCCACGGCGGCCACCGGAGUCCAUGACCAGUCCUCCAGAUCUCAUGCGCUUUGCCGCAUUUUCGUGGAAUGUGGAGAAGGUGCCGAGGGCUCCGUGACUUUGGUGGACCUGGCAGGCUCGGAACAUCGAAUCGACAACGCAGAGCACAACGCAGAACGGAGGAAGGAGGGGGCAAAGAUCAAUGCUUCCUUGGCCGCGCUGAAGGAGUGCAUCAGAGCCAGGGCGUCAAAUUCGAAGUUCAUCGCCUUCCGGCAAAAUCGGCUCACACAGCUCCUCAGGGGCUGCUUCCUCCCAGGAGGCCACCACGAAACAGUGGUGAUUGCCACUGUGUCUCCGAGCAGCAAGGACACAGAGCACUCGCUGAACACCCUCCGGCAUGCAUGCAUCAUGGACGGACAGGGACAGGGCAAGAGCGACAAGGGCUCACACCUCGGCGGUGGAGCGGUCACCAAGGAGCUGCAACGGACUAGGCCCAGCAGUACCGUGCGCACUCUACAAGCUCCAAACUCUUUCGGGCCAUACUGGUAG